Molecule: messenger RNA, 830 nt
Organism: Sinocyclocheilus grahami
Lineage: Eukaryota; Metazoa; Chordata; Actinopteri; Cypriniformes; Cyprinidae
Product: ras-related protein Rab-37-like
Exons: 9
Coding region: 9-647 (212 amino acids)
Molecular function (GO): GTP binding; GTPase activity
Source: RefSeq, a predicted model, not a curated record
GCUCAGUGAUGGAUCAGAAUCAGAGCAGCGCAGCGGGCGUCGCUUAUAAUCAGGAUUUAACACACAAGACCAUCCUGGUGGGAGACAGUGGAGUGGGAAAGACGUCUCUACUGGUUCAGUUUGAUCAAGGCAAAUUUAUCCCUGGAUCUUUUUCUGCAACAGUGGGAAUCGGAUUUACGAAUAAAGUCCUUACAGUGGAUGAGCUGAAGGUGAGAUUACAGAUCUGGGAUACAGCGGGACAGGAGAGGUUUCGGAGCGUCACACACGCGUAUUACAGAGACGCUCAGGCGCUCCUCCUGCUCUAUGACAUCACCAGCAGAUCCUCCUUCGACAACACAAGGGCGUGGCUUACUGAGAUCCAUGAAUAUGCUCAGGAUGAUGUGGUCAUCAUGUUGCUUGGCAACAAGUCAGAUAUGGCCAGCGCUCGAGCGAUCAGACGAGACGAGGGAGAGAAACUCGCCAGAGAGUAUGGAGUCAUUUUCCUGGAGACCAGUGCCAAAACCGGACUCAACGUGGACGAGGCCUUUAUGACGGUGGCAAAGGAGCUGGUGAGCCGUUCAGUCCAGCUGCCCGUCGAGCCCAGAUUUCACCUUCAUGACGUGAUGCGGCCGGAGAACGAGCCUUCCGCGUGCUGCAGCUUCAGCUAGAAGCUAGAAAACCAGAACGACGAGAACUGAAGGGUGGAAGAGAGCAGCAGUCACUCCUGUGAUGUUUUCUCUGACACUAAACCUUCAAAGACUUCACAAUCACACUGAAGCACUGCAUUGCAGCUCGGUUGAUUCUUUCCUGUAAACAUGAUGGAAACCAGUAAAUAACGUGUUUUAAAGAAC